This is a messenger RNA of Ambispora leptoticha, 465 nucleotides long. The record is from the annotation of a GenBank genome assembly. NCBI's taxonomy places the organism in Eukaryota, Fungi, Glomeromycota, Glomeromycetes, Archaeosporales, Ambisporaceae.
AUGGAAAACAGUGCAAAGCAUUUCAUUUUCUCAAAUAUCUCAAUAAAUCGCCUUUUUCUCACAGCAAAAUUUCUCUCAGUUCCAGAAGUAACUGUGGAGGAAAAGACAAAACUAACUGAAAAGGCAACAAUAUUAUGGAGGUAUGAUGGGACAGGUCGUAUAAUUUCUGAAGAUAAUGGAAAAGCAUUAGCGGUAAAAGAUUUACUGGAACCUAAUGUUGAAGUGGCUCCAAGUUGGCACUAUGAUGAUAAUACUUCAGUAAUUUCAUGUGUAGGGUAUAUUGGUGCAUUGACUGUAGCGCAAGCAUUGACUAAAGCGCGAAAUGAAAAUGUCCCACCUUUUGCAUUGACUGUAGUGAAAGAUGAAAAUGACCAACAUUAUCUUAGAUUGGAAUCUUACGAUAACAAUGAUCCUAAAGCAACUCAGAGGUUUACAGUGAUAGUAGCCCCUUCGUCUAAUAUAUAG